AUGUUUAAAAGCAGCAGACUUAAUAAGCACAUUAAGAGUGCGCUUAAGUCGGUAGCAACAAAUGACUCGGGUAGUGGAUUCAAUGCUAAAAUGUUUGAGUUGCAGGAAGUGAGUAGGUAUGGUAUAGGUGGUAAGGUAGUCGGGUUUGCGUUUGAUCCGAUCCAGAGCUUGCUUGCUUUGGCUACUGAUUCGGGGGAGGUUCAUGUUUUUGGAAAGCAGCAAGUUGAGGUAGUCUUUACGUUGAAUGUCAAGGUUAUAACUUUUAUGAAAUUUGUCAAGGGUAUCUAUUUGAUAAUAGUGGAUUCAUCAGAUUGUGUCAUAGUUCUUUCUUUAUAUUCCAAAAGUGUGCUCACUUCAUUUUUUGCUUCAGGAAAGAUCACUUGUAUAGAAGCAGAUCCUUCCUUGGAUUGGAUGUUUAUUGGAUUACAAAGUGGUUCUACCCUUAUAUACGAUAUUGAUAGAGACAUUGUUUCUUCCUAUAAAAUCGGUAACUUACAGAAGUCUUUGUUCUUUUCUCGGGAACCACUUUCACCUGUUGUUUCGAUCCAAUGGAACCCCAGGGAUAUUGGACAGAUAUUAAUUUGUUAUGAGUUAGUUGCAGUCAUAUAUUCACUCGUUGAUAAUGAAGUUAAACAACACUUUAUCUACAAGUUGCCACCGUUUGCCCCAGGAGGUUGCCCUGAUGCUAAUAUAGAAGUCCAGCGAAUUCCGAAGCUAAUUCAGGCUUUGUAUCAUCCAAAUUCACUUCAUAUUUUAACUGUUCAUCAAGAUAACAGCAUGGUAUUUUGGGAUGCACAUAAAGCAAAAUUACUUCAAGCCCGAACCAUUUUCGAUGUGAAUGUAAACAUACCAAAAUCUCAAGUGGAUACAAAUGCUAUUAAAAGUGACCCUAUAAUCAAAGUUUCUUGGAUCUGUGAAGAAAACCCUGAAAAAACAUCAUUGCUGAUAGCAGGGGGCUCCUCUGAUAUGAAUGCAGGGUGCCAGGCCUUAACUAUGAUUGAUUUAGGUACAACUCCGAAGUAUUCCAUUACAUCUUAUGAAAAAAUGGGCCAAUACUAUUCUAAUCCGGUCAAACAAGUAAUGUUUUCCGUCUGCAAUUCAUCAACCGUUGUUGAUUUUUUGCCUCUAGCUAAAAGUUCUUAUUUUAAUGGUAAUCAUGAUCCACAUAUCAUACUUGUCCUACUAGAAAAUGGUGAACUUCAAACAUUAUUGUACCCAUCUGGGCAUAUUACCCAUAAGGCAUCUCUAUUCCCCCAGAGUAUGUCGUGGAUCAGACCAAGCACAACAACAUCUGUUGCUUUCUCAGUUCCUGCAAAACUAUGGUUGGGACUGAUGGCAUCUACCUACAACAAGGACUACUUUCUCAAGGGCGGUACGCCUGUGAAAAAAGUUUUGAGGAGACCAGAAACAAGAACUGCAAUUGCAACAGGUCAUACCAACGGGUUUGUAAGGAUAUGGGAUGCGUCACACGAGGAGUUGGAUGAAAGUUCUGUUUUUGAGAUUAAUGUAGCCAAUGUGCUGAAUUAUAAGAGAUUGGUUUCUGUUGAAAAAAUAUCUUUUGCAGCUGAAACAGCUGAACUAGCUGUAUCUGUCGAGUCGGGGGAUGUGGUUUUCUUUAAAUUUAAAAAGAACAGUAAUUAUAAUACACAGGGAAAUGAUUUGGAGUCUAAGUUUAACAGAUUUUCUAUUAGUGAACAAAAGCAAUUGUUGAUAGAUGUUUCUGAUAGGGUAUCAUCUAAGUUAAAGGAAGGGUUCUGCCCAAUUGCUGUUGUACAUGCAAACAUCGGCAAAGUAUCUGCGCUAACGAAUAGUAAUAUUGGAUUUUUAGGGAUUGCCUACGAUGACGGUUCGAUAUUUGUUGUUGAUAGAAGAGGGCCAGCUAUUAUUUACAUGGAGCAUUUGAGAAAAUUGGACAAGCAUCGCAGUUCGUACAUAAGUAAAAUUGAAUUUUUUGUUAUGACAUAUGGUGAUGACCCAUAUUCUAGUAUUUUAAUGGUAUGCGGCACUGACUUGGGACAAUUGAUAAUAUUUAAAAUAUUGCCGGAUUCAUCUGGCCGCUUUUCAGUUCAACCUGUAGAUUCUCUUAGAGCUAUUGAACAUGGCCCGAUUACUAAUAUUGAGUCAUUUUCAAGGGACGGGAACAUACCUUGCAAAGCAAGUAUCCAAAAUAUGCAAGCUUUAUCCAAAGGUAUUCAAAUACUAGGCUCUAUACUUGUUUCAGGGCCCAAAGAAAUAAAGAUAUUGAACUUUGGAAGGGCAAAAGACCACCAUAGAGUUUUGAAGUAUCCCAUAGCUACCGCAGGUUGUUGUUUUUUCCCGUCUAAUUCCGAUGAUACCAAAACUGCAGAUCUACUAGUGGUCGCUAUCGAGAUAAAUUCCCAAAUAAAGUUACUAUCUCCUGCAGACCUGAAAGAAAUAAAGUCAUUAAUACCUGCUACAGUCCCACAAACUAAGUACAUAAAGGGAUCCUCUUUGUUAUUCGAUGGUGAUGUCGUUUUAAGAAUUGGGAAAUCUGAAGCAUUAUUAUAUUCGAUUAAAAAUACCAUAUCACAGCAUGUUAACAAAGGUGCCCAGGAUACGAAUACCUUGUACAACCCAAACUUAUCAAUCCCAAAUAGGCCUCAGCUAGGUUCGCUGCAGCGGGUUCUUACUACUGCAUACAUAAGCCAUGAGGAAUUAAACGUAAGCUUGGGUGGAGAUAGGAGACCACCCUCAAAGUAUCAAGAGAGUGCAAUUGCUGCACGCACCCUCUCGCCGUCUUCCUUCAAUAAGAGAUCUGAAAGUCAGUUUGACAAAAAUGUGGACGAUUCUUCGGAUUUAAACGAUUCCUACUACCAAACACCCGUGAAAUAUCCUACAAAUAGGGGCUACAGUUCUUGGAGAUCACUAACACGCAGCGUUCAAAAUGGACUAGAUUACGUUGAGAAUUCAGUCAAUGAGUAUGCCAUGGCCGCAAACAAGCAGGUGAACGAGACCAUUGAAAAAACUCGCACAGACCUAGUAAAAGGUGCCUUUAAGAGCAAAUUGGGUAUUUAA
Molecule: messenger RNA, 3036 nt
Organism: Eremothecium cymbalariae DBVPG#7215
Lineage: Eukaryota; Fungi; Ascomycota; Saccharomycetes; Saccharomycetales; Saccharomycetaceae
Exons: 1
Coding region: 1-3036 (1011 amino acids)
Biological process (GO): establishment of cell polarity; regulation of exocytosis; regulation of protein secretion
Cellular component (GO): cytoplasm; plasma membrane
Molecular function (GO): syntaxin binding; GTPase activator activity; myosin II binding
Source: RefSeq, a predicted model, not a curated record